This is a messenger RNA of Saccostrea echinata, 486 nucleotides long. RefSeq lists its product as uncharacterized. The coding region runs from base 1 to 486 and encodes 161 amino acids. Lineage: Eukaryota; Metazoa; Mollusca; Bivalvia; Ostreida; Ostreidae. The record is from RefSeq and is a predicted model, not a curated record. The transcript has 3 exons.
AUGUCACAGAAUUUAAGCAAGAGAAAUACGACAAAAGUAUCUUUAAGUUCAGUGCAUGAAUCAUGGGAUGCAAAGCUGGCAAUUGAUGGUAUAAGAACUCAGACAGACUAUAAGCUAUGUUCACACACUGCUUUAGGAUCCUCAAAAGCUUGGUUUCAAGUGGAUCUAAAAGACUACUAUAGCUUGAAAUCCGUCAAAAUAUACUACAGAAGUGAAACACUUUGGCCUCCUUACCGAUUUCGUCAAUUCUACUUAGAUGUAUCAAACAGCUCAGCAAAUGUAUCAUCAACAUUGCUUAGGACACCCUGUUACCAAGACGAAACUCCAGAAUUAGAAAUACCCCCAGCUUUGAUUGACAUUCCUUGCAGGCACACAGCAAGAUAUGUCAUUGUUGAGACGACGUAUGAGGCUUCAGAAGAUGAGGAAGGGGAUGGUGCUGUAUUGGAAAUUUGCGAAAUAGAAGUUUAUGGUAUUUUGUUUUCCUAG